GCCCCUCGUUUCCAGACCUUUGGUACCCGCCACAAUAAAAGCAGCUGCUAAGGAGCGCUGCCUUCACUUUGCCACCAACCAAGUGCCUUCACAGAGAUUUGACCCUCUGCACAAUGUGGCUGCUGAUCUUCUCAGUCUUUUUACUGCCAUGGGUCGGUGGCACCGUCUGGUUCCUGUUCAGAAGGAGAAGCCCCUUCUCUCUGGAGUCGGUGAGACCUCCUGGACCUCGUGUGUUUGAGCAGAGGGAGCGGGACAAAGUCAUCAAACAAGGCUUCAGUCUGGACAAGGUGCCCCGGGACCUGGACGUCAUCGUCAUCGGCAGCGGCAUCGGGGGCCUGACGGCGGCGGCCACUCUGGCCAAAGCCGGGAAGCGCGUCCUGGUGCUGGAGCAACACGACCAGGCGGGCGGCUGCUGCCACACCUACAUAGAGAAAGGCUUCGAGUUCGACGUGGGGCUGCACUACAUCGGCCAGCUCCAUGAAAACAGCCUGCUGCGCGUCGCCUUCGACCAGAUCACCGAGGGGCAGCUGCAGUUCCAGAAGCUGAACCAACACUUUGACACCAUCCGCAUCGGCGAGGGCGGAGAGCGGCGGGAGUACACCGUCAUCUCCGGGAAAACCGACAUGGAGCCCCAUCUGAUCAAACAGUUCCCCCGCGACACGGAGGCCGUCCAAAAGUACUUCAGAGUCAUGAAGAUUUCAGCCAGGAAGACGCACUACCUGGCAACCCUGAAGCUGAUCCCCAGGUGGUUGGCGUUGUUCCUGCUCAAGUCGGGCAUCGCUGACCUCUGCUCCUCCGUCUUCCGCCUUUCUGGCACCAGUGCCACAGACCAUGCGAACACCCUGACCCAAAACAAGGAUCUUCAGCUCAUCUUUUCUUAUCUGUUCUAUGGCGUGCCUCCGAGGGACUCCAGCGCUUUGAUCAAUGCCCUCCUCAUUCAGCACUACAAGCGAGGCGCCUACUACCCCAGAGGGGGCGCCAGUGAGAUCCCCUUCCACAUCAUCCGCACCAUUAGGAAGUACGGAGGCAACUGCCUGGUCAGAGCGCCUGUCACUCAGAUCCUGGUCAAUGGGAAGGGAGAGGCUUACGGUGUGAAGGUGAGGAAGGGUCAGGAGGAGGUGCAGAUUCAUGCACCUGUGGUGGUCUCCAACUGUGGCAUCUUCAACACCUUCCAGAAGCUCGUCCCCCCUGAGAUUCGAGUUAAACAUGAUGUGCAGGAACGAGUGAACAUGAUGAAGAACGCCCGAGGAUCCUUCCUGGUCUUCUCUGGUUUUGAUGGAACGGAUGAGGAGUUGGGGCUCGUACCCACUAACUUCUGGCUGUUCAAAAACAGCGACAUGGACAAGUCGAUGGACGACUACUUUGCACUCAGCAAAGAAGAAGCACCAGAAAACGUUCCCAUGAUGUUCAUCACGGUGCCUUCUUCAAAAGACCCAGAAGCUAAAAUACGACACCCAGGUAAAUCCUGCAUGACCAUACUGAUCAUGGUGAAUUAUGAGUGGUUUGAGGAGUGGAAGGACACCACCGUGCGCAAAAGAGGGGACGAAUACUUUAAGUACAAAAUGAGGUUCGCUAAUUACGUCUUUGACUGGGCCUGCACAGUGUUCCCCAAAAUCAGAGACAAGCUGGUUUUCCAGGAGGUGGCGACACCUCUGACCAACGUGCACUACCUCGGUGCCGAGCGCGGAGCUAUGUACUCAGCUGAGCAGAACCUGGACCGGUACCACGCUGAGGCCGUCGCCAGGUGCAGAUGUGACACCCCUGUAAAGAACCUCUACCUAUCAGGACAAGACGUGUUCAGCUGCGGCAUCGCAGGAGCUCUGCACGGAGGCCUCCUCUGCGCCUCCACCGUCCUGAAUCACAUCGUGUACAUUGACUUGCUGUUUCUGAAGAAGAGGCUGAAGUGGAGGAAGGCCAGAGAGCAGGCCAGGAACAAGCAGCAGUGAAGCCCACGCCCCCUGCAGGGCGGCAGCGGAAGUGCGCGAAGCAGCACAGCACACGCACUGAUAACACAUACCUGCACAGACGCCUGUCAUUCCUCUAAUGCCUGUUGUGAUGCUUAUAUGGAAAACACUGUUUAAAGUGUGUCUCAUGGUUAAUGCAGCUUUAAUUUGCUUUAAAGUGAUCAAUCAACCAAUUAAAACUAAAUAAAACA
Betta splendens (Siamese fighting fish) is the source of this 2155-nucleotide messenger RNA. Its product is annotated as inactive all-trans-retinol 13,14-reductase. NCBI's taxonomy places the organism in Eukaryota, Metazoa, Chordata, Actinopteri, Anabantiformes, Osphronemidae. Gene Ontology annotation, molecular function: GDP-dissociation inhibitor activity; oxidoreductase activity. The coding region runs from base 114 to 1946 and encodes 610 amino acids. The transcript is spliced from 11 exons. The record is from RefSeq and is a predicted model, not a curated record. Gene Ontology annotation, biological process: small GTPase-mediated signal transduction.